Messenger RNA from Xiphias gladius (swordfish), 2545 nucleotides. RefSeq names its product arylsulfatase B (gene arsb). The record is from RefSeq and is a predicted model, not a curated record. The coding region runs from base 239 to 1798 and encodes 519 amino acids. The transcript has 8 exons. NCBI's taxonomy places the organism in Eukaryota, Metazoa, Chordata, Actinopteri, Istiophoriformes, Xiphiidae.
CUGAUUGGCUGCUGCGGCUGAGGCAGUGUUUUCAAUCUGCGGAACAGGGAAGUGACGAGCAGUCGCGGUUUAACUUCUGCAAUUCUUGGUUGUAUUUUUGAUCAAAAUAAGACGUCUGGUGCGGCGCCGCGCUGCUCAGCCUCACGUCAGCCAUGUUCCUCUACCUUCAGACAAAGCCUGGCCGACUUCGUCGUUGAUUUUGUUCGACUGAAGCAGCUGUUCGAGAAGGGAACCGGCCAUGGAUGACGGACAGUCGCUUUACUCACUCGUGAUCGCCGGGUUUAUUCUCAGUUUUCCUCCGGUCUCAGCGGCUCGGCAGCCCCACGUCGUGUUCAUCCUGGCCGAUGACUUCGGCUGGUAUGAUGUCGGAUACCACGGCUCGGAGAUCAGGACUCCGAACCUGGACAAGCUGUCGGCCAGAGGAGUCCGGCUGGAGAACUACUACGUCCAGCCUCUGUGCACCCCGUCCAGGAACCAGCUCAUGACCGGGAGGUACCAGAUUCACACGGGCAUGCAGCACCAGAUCAUCUGGCCCUGUCAGCCGUACUGUGUGCCUCUGGACGAGAAGCUGCUGCCCCAGCUGAUGAAGGAGGCGGGGUACGCCACAAACAUGGUGGGCAAGUGGCACCUGGGCAUGUACAAGAAGGACUGCCUGCCCACACGCCGGGGCUUUGACACAUAUUUUGGCUACCUGACAGGCAGCGAGGAGUACUACACCCAUGUGCGCUGCAGUCGCAUCUCUGCUCUGAACCUGACCCGCUGUGCGUUGGACCUGAGGGAAGGAGAGGAGGUCGCCGCGGGAUACAAAGGCGUUUAUUCAACCGAGCUGCUCAGCCAGAGGGCCAUCAGCAUCAUUGAAAAACACAACCCGAACAAGCCGCUCUUCCUCUACGUGGCGCUGCAGGCGGUCCACUCACCCCUGGAGGUCCCAGAGCGCUACACGGCCCCUUACAGUUUCAUCAAAGACCCGCAUCGCAGGCUCUACGCCGGCAUGGUGUCGGCCAUGGACGAGGCGGUGGGCAACAUCACCCUGGCUCUGCAGCGGGGUGGCCUCUGGGACAACGCGGUGCUUGUGUUCUCGACAGAUAACGGAGGUCAGACACUGUACGGCGGCAGCAACUGGCCACUGCGGGGGAGGAAGUGGUCACUGUGGGAAGGUGGGGUCCGGGGAGUCGGAUUUGUCUCCAGCCCCCUACUGAAAAAACCCGGAACCGUCAACCACGAACUGAUCCACAUCUCUGAUUGGCUGCCUACACUCGUUGGCGUGGCAGGAGGGCGCACCAACACCACAAAACCCCUGGAUGGAUUCAACAUGUGGAACACAAUCAGCAAAGGGUUCGCCUCACCCAGACUGGAGCUGCUGCACAACAUCGACCCUCUGUAUAAUGAUAUCGCUCCAUGUCCUGGCAGGGAGCAUCAGUUAGCUUUGGCUAAAGUGGUCAGCGGAAACUCCUGGGCCAACUCUGGCUUCAAUGUGUCCAUUCACGCCGCCAUUCGAUCCUCAAACUGGAAGCUGCUGACUGGCUACCCAGGCUGUGACAUUUGGUUCCCGCGGCCCGGCCACAACAUCUCUGAGUCAAACCCCGCCAAGGUGGAUCCGCUGAAGUCCGUAAUGCUGUUUGACAUAGAGAAGGAUCCAGAGGAGAGGGUCGACGUGUCGGCUCAGUUCCCCACAGUGGUGGAUUAUCUCCUCAGUAGGCUCAACCACCACCAGAAAAGAGCCUUGCCCAUAAACUUCCCCGAUGAGGACCCCAGGUGUGACCCAGGCCCCACUGGAGCCUGGGGACCCUGGGCGUAGAUGGAGAUGACAGUGAUGAACAUUAUGAAAGUUGUAGCACUUUGUUUACAGUGUUUGCUGUAAAUUACAACAGCGGGAAUCUCUGCUGUGGAGAAAAAUCAAAUUUUUUUCACUGCAUGAUGAUUAGAAUUUAAUAUGUGUCUAUCUACAAGACAGCUUUUUCCAUCACCCAAUAAUUUCAAGCAAUCUAAAUUAGAUCAUGCAGAUUUUUAAAGGGAAAAUAUUUCAAUUGCUUGAUUUUUCUUCUCUCAGUGGGACAUUUCAUUCGUGAAUUGACCGACCGAUGCUAUAAUGCUUUCAGAGGUUUAGGUGAAGCGAUUGCUUAAACGGUGUUAGCUACACAUGUUGCUGAUUUGUAAAGACUAUCUCCCUGCUGUUUCAGGCAUUUGCACUUCGUUUAUGUACUGGUGAGAAGCUGCAGGCUCCUUGUGUCAAACACAGAGCCGCACGGAAAUAGCGGGCUGUACUUUACUUGAGAAAAAUAUUUCACCAACCAAUCUAUUGUGCCUUUCGAAGAUAUUUAUUACCUUUUUAUGGAUUGUACAGGAAGAGCAACAUAUGAUUUUUAUUUUGGCCAGAUUUUGAAAUUUAAAGUUGCACUAAUCAGUAUUUUUACCCACAGAGAAUUAUCACAGAAACCUGCAGUUUCUCUCAGCUCUUCAAAGUUUUUUUUAAAUGUUUUAUUAAUAUUUAAGCGUCUUUCAGCUCAUUUUUCUGGCUGUGCAGCCUAUAUAUUUUUGCUCUCUC